Messenger RNA from Oldenlandia corymbosa var. corymbosa, 2584 nucleotides. The record is from the annotation of a GenBank genome assembly. NCBI's taxonomy places the organism in Eukaryota, Viridiplantae, Streptophyta, Magnoliopsida, Gentianales, Rubiaceae.
UAUAACUUGAUCCAUAAAAAGUCAAAUUGGACAAUAAUUUUGGGACAAAAUUUUUUGAGCACAAUGGACAAUAAUUAUGGGACGGAGGGAGUAUGUCAUAAAAUCAUCACAUAUUUUAUUGCGAUUUCUUAGAAAACUAUAUAAUUCACUAAUGAAUUAUUGAAAGUGGUCAUGUAAAAAAUGAUGAAAAAAAGUUAAGCUUGCUUCAAUUUCAUCCGGUGACUAAGCAUAUUGAGCAAAAGCAUGCGCAACGAAAUAUUUUUGGGACAUCGAUCUAUCACAAGCUAUAAUAAGUUUCGCUUGAAAAUUUGAAAGAUGUGACAUGUUUAAUUGUUCUGAGGUGAAAAAAAUUUCCGCCUAACCGAGUUAAUUUUCUGAGUUUGCGUAUUUUUAUCAUAAAGUGCAAUCAAUCAAAACAUAUACUCCAUCUGUCCCAUAAUUAUUGUCCAGUUUAGAUUUUUAUUUUUAGUUCAUAUUGUACUAAAAGUGAAAUCUUAAAGUGGACAAUAAUUUUGGGACAGAGGGAGUAAUGCAUUUUGGACUGGGGCAGAAAAGAACUGUAAUGCAAUGCAAAGUCAGGCUUUUCCUUAGAUAUUGACUUUAUGUCAGGCCGAUUUCUGGAAUUGCGUAAACAAAUUGGGAUCAUUUGCAUUUGCAAUACUAAUGAUGAGGGUGGCCAAUCCGAACCCAUAGAGUCAUGGAAUUUGAUAAAAGGAUGUCGAAUUUACAAAAAUAACUAGCGGCGUUACAAACUACAAUAUGAUGAGUAUAUGGGCAAAGACGGAAGGGGCGUGAUUGCCUGCUUCCUCAAUAGAUAUGAAGAAGUCGAUUACUACGAUUGUUUUUUGAAACUUUACUACAAGAGCAAAACAUUAGGAUCUGUAAGAAUAAUAGCUAACAUUGGGUAUUGUUUACAAAAAAAACCAUCUAAUUUAAUAAAGAUGAUUUCCGAUUAUGCAUAAAAAUUUAUUCGAGACUUGUUAAGAAUUUAUACCCUUAUGCUCCAAAUAAAUUGCACUUGAAAUUUUCUCUCCUGUACCAGACAUUACAAUCAAUAUAUUUGUUUUUCGUACUACCAAAAUUAUUGGUUAUGUGUGAUUUAAAGCAGGAAACACUUCAAAAGUUAAAGCUGAGAACAUUAAACAUUAGUCUUGAAAAAUCCUACAAAUGAAAAUUUCAGUGUCCAGGUUGGGUAGCCAAAUCCAAAGGUUACGUGUCGAAAUUCAAAUUUAUACAGCAUAAUAUGCGGAUGGGAGAUUUAUUGGCUUCACUCGUGGAAAAAACUCCGACAAAUGUAUUCUGUAGUCUAUUUCACAUCAUCAAUAAAUACAUACACAUACCGUACACCAUUUCAUUAUCACAUUGUGUAUGUGUGUGUUUCAUUUUUUAUUUUAUUUUAUUUUAUUUUAUUUUUUUGUUUUUGCAUUUCAAACGUUUUUGAACAAAAUUUUCAAUUUUGUUUAGGUUUAUCAUUUCCAUUAUUAGUAUUUUCAAUUAUGUCUCGAUUUAUCAUUUCUAUCAUUCCAACAAAAUUUACAAAUUUUUUUCUAUUAUUAAUAGAAAGAACACAAAUGAAAAUUGCCCAUAAAGAUAAGGACAGUAAGUAACAUAUUCAUUUAGAUCUCAACUACCAACCAGACAAAUCAAAUUAAACACACAAUUCAUCCCUCCCAGCUAGCUCCUUCCCCAAUUCCUCGCUAUAAAUCCCUCUAUUUCCCAACCUCUAGAUUUACCAAAACUCCAAAUCAACCCGCGGUUUUAUGCACUAGUAUUUCUUUCCCUUUUAAUUAAGCCCUCCUUUUCUUUUUUGGCAAUCAUGGCCAGCAGCUCUUCACUAAAUUUCAAGCUGAUCUUCUACGUCGGCUUGGUGCUGGGCUUGUUGCUGGUCCAGCAGGCGCCUUGGGCCGAAGCCGUCAUCGGUUGUAACACCGUCUACAGCAGCUUGUCGCCAUGUUUAGGGUACAUUAGCGGUGGCCCUUUGAGCCCGGGGUGCUGCCCCGGAAUUAAAGGGCUUUAUCAACAAGCUUAUACGAAGCCCGACCGUCAGGCCAUCUGCGGCUGCCUGAAAAGCCUGGCUGCUAGUUACAGCUCCCGCAUUGGGAAGGCCAAAGAGAUUCUGAAUUUGUGCAAGGUCAAACUCCCUUACCAACUCAGCCCCAAUAUUGACUGCUCAAAGGUGAACUAAGGUUUGAAGAAAAUAAGGAGGGUGAAGGUGGUGAAGGGUACUUUUAUGAUCCAUCAAUUUGUUCUCAAGCAAAAUAUGUGUUUUGAAUAUGAAGAUUCUUGGGCUUUUGUAUAUCUUCAAGAGCAAGCUUAAUGACUUUUGUUUUGAGUAUUGUAGUUUACAACUUCUGUUGAUGUAGUACUUUUUUCGGCCAUUUUAGAAUGUGAGAACAUUCGGCUAGCUGUUUGAAAUAAUCUACUUACAUUAGAGAAAAAUUAAAGUGUUAUUUGUUGGUAACACCAUGUUCUCAUGUACCCGGCCCACAAAAUAAAUAUCUUUCUGGUAUUAUUACAUCUGUGAUAUGUCUCUUCCUAGCUACUUUCAUAGCUUUCAUUGAAUGGUGAUAUCGUUCCCAAAAUU